AUGUGCGGCGCUCAGAUCGACGCCAACGCUCUGAACAUGUGCCCGUCCUGCAUCGCCUCGGAGGUCGACGUGGCUGAAGGGAUCGACACAACGGGUGAGCUCGUGCAGUGUCGCGGCUGCCUGCGCUUCCAGUCGCGGGGCAAGACACAGCAGUACAGCAGCAGCUCGGGCGCGUGGCUCGACUGCGACUGGGAGUCGAAGGAGCUCAUGGCGCUCUGUCUCAAGAGCAUUGCUGGACUCCACAAGGCCAAGCUGUUGGACGCUGGGUUUAUCUGGACCGAGCCCCACUCGAAGCGGGUCAAGCUGCGGCUGACGCUGCAGCGAGAGGUGGCGAACCACGCAGUGGUUCAAAACACGUGCAUCGUGGCGUUUGUCAUUCACUCGACCAAGUGUCCCGACUGUACGAAGCACUACCACAACAAUACGUGGCGGGCGCUCGUGCAGAUCCGGCAGAAAGCCGACCACAAGCGGACGUUCCUGCGACUGGAGCAGGAUAUCCUCAAGCACAACGCCCACCAGGACGCGAUUGGCAUUGUUACAGUGAAGGAAGGGAUGGACUUUUACUUUGGCUCCAAGUCAACGGCCGAGCGGUUUCUUCACUUCCUGUCGGCGCACGUCCCGAUGCGGUCCAAGACGUCGAGCAAACUCAUCUCGGAGAACGUGCACAACUCGACCGCCAACUUGCAGCUCACGUACAGCGUCGAACUGAGUCCGAUCUGCAAAGAUGACUUGCUCGUGUUGCCGCGAAAAGUCGCACAGGCGUGUGGCAACAUUGCCGACUUGACGCUGUGUGCGCGUGCGACGUCGAUGGUGCAUCUGGUGGAUCCCGUGUCAGGACAGAAGGCAGAGUUGUCGACGGACAAGUACUGGAAGCUGCCGUUCUUGCCACUAGCGUCGAGCUCGGACAUGGUCGAGUUUAUCGUGCUGGACGUGGACCCUGUGGAUCCGCGUGACUUGCGCCACGUCGGUGUUGCAUCCAAUUCGAGCAAAGGGCACGCGUCGAGGUUUGUCGUUGCUGACGUGGAAGUAGCUCGCACAAGCGACUUUGGCGUGAACGAUACGACGUUCCAGGUGCGCACGCACCUCGGCAAUGUUUUGACUGCAGGAGACACGGUCAAGGGCUACGAUCUCUCUUCAGCUAUCUUUGGCACGUGCCAAACGCUGUCGUUGAAGGGGGAGCUUCCUGAUCUCGUGCUGGUGCGGAAGGUGUACCCACGCGAGAGCAGCAAGCACCGCAAGGGCAGCCGCAAACUCAAGACGUUGGGUGCCGACCGCCGCGGCAAUGUCAGCAAGGCGGAGACGGCUCGAAUGCAGCAUGACAUGGAGGUGUUCACGGAAGAGUACUUGAACGAGGCGGAUCAGGACGAGCACGAGCGUGACGGUAGCGAAGAGCACGAGGAUGCGAAAAAGCUGGCCGCAGAAGGCCCCGAAGGUGUCUCCGCUGAAGCAGUAGAGGAGCGAACAGCGGCGAUGGCGGAUCGAAGUAUGCCGUGA
This is a messenger RNA of Hyaloperonospora brassicae, 1494 nucleotides long. The record is from the annotation of a GenBank genome assembly. Lineage: Eukaryota; Oomycota; Peronosporomycetes; Peronosporales; Peronosporaceae.